Messenger RNA from Cladocopium goreaui, 3071 nucleotides. The record is from the annotation of a GenBank genome assembly. Lineage: Eukaryota; Dinophyceae; Suessiales; Symbiodiniaceae.
AGGCCAACUGAUGCUUGCUGUGUUUGUGGAGGUGGCACAGUGGUGGCUACUCCUACUACACUUCCUUUGAAUGUGCUGGCCUUGACCACAAACCAAGCCGUGAAUGCAGUACCGACUGCAUAUAUGGGCUGGUACUACAGGAUCAAUCGAGAUUGCGAGUUGUCAACCCUUGGCCUGACUUUCAAUGGAAGCACUGGAGCAGUCACUGGCCGGACUCCAGUGUAUGACGAGGAUGUUCCCAUCCUGGCCGCGGAGUGUGAAGUUCAAGUCUUCCAAGACAUCGUUCGGGGAGUAGUGACUGGUGCUGAUAUGAUCGUUGAAGUUCAGGCUAUGUCCUACGGUCUCAAGAGACUUGUCUUCGCACUGCAGGAUGCAAGUACCCAGCCAUUGGGACAGAGCUCCUACGACUUGCAAUUUGACCAAUCCUUGGCCUUGGGAAGCUUCUCCCUGGCGUGCCUGCCAGCGGUAACAUGGCUGGAAUUGGCACCAAAUGGCACACUUUCCUACAAGGCCAUGGGCUUCAAAACGGGUGGCACAUCUCGAGAUGAAGUUGAGACUUUUGCAGAAGUGCGAGGUGACAGUGCUAGGUGCACUUUGACAGCCGUGAGACAAUCUGUAGCUCAAGCUCAAACCGGCCCUAACGGUGUGUCGAAUCGCUUCCUACCUCCAGAGGAACCCUCAGAGGUGACUCUGGACUUUGACGUUCAAAGAGUAUGGGUUUGGAGCGGCAUGCGAUACAAUACAGAGGAACAGGAAAUCCUUGUCAGGAAGAGCCGAGCAAUUGCAACACGGAAAUUGUCAAGGAUUCCUCCUAAUGGCUUCAAGGUCUACAAGGACUUGGGGACCAAUGUGGAAGACGACACAGAGCUAUGGUUCCAUGAAGACACUUCCAGCAUUGUGAAGAUACCACCUGGUGAACGUCCCGAAAUCGUGGAUGUGAGAUGUGAAGGCGCCAGUGGAUUCAAAUGGUCGCGCAGCACCGGCCAACUCACGCUGCAAGGACAAGAUGUUUUGAUCCUGGAUCCCACCACGGGGCAGAUUUAUGGGGUGCCACUUAUUGAGGUUCCUCAGCGCCUUGGAAAAUCCUUCUUGCAGAUCACGUGCUUUGUGGCAGGUACAGGUGAGAGCUAUGACACGGUGCUCACCACCAAAUUCAAUGUCCGCAUCGAAGAUGACACAUGCUUCUUCAAAAAGGAUUGGGGCCUUGCAUUCCAAGGCCAGAAUAAGGGAAACAUAACACAGGACCAAUGUCAAGUGGAAUGCCGGAAGAAAGACGAUUGUGGUGCCUAUGCUUUGGAGACUGCUGGAUGCUUCAUCCAGACCAGCAGCACCAGCUCCACUCCCACCGUUGAUAUUCAAAUCCUAUCCAGCCCUGGGCCAGCUUUCAUCUACAUCAGGGGCUUGUGCGAUGAGGAGACAUCUUGUGUGGACUUGGUGGAAUCAAAUGAAGUGCAGCUGCUUGAAGAAGAGUUUUGCCCGAGGGGCAUCAAGUCUUCCAGAGGGAUUUGCUCACAGCCCAUCGGAGACUCGGGAACUCUGAACUGCAGCUCAACUGUCACCACCGUCUCGCCGUUGUCCUUUGUGAUGUUUUCCCUUUCGCCAAUCUUUUCCCGCUUCUCGGGCAUGGUUCCGGCUGGCCAGGCUCCACAUUUCUUGCGGGUGCGCUGGGUGAGCUCUAGCAGCAGCUGGGAAUACGACUCCAUGUCAGGGUGGGCAAACUUUACGCCUCUUCCAAGUGAUGUCUUGGUUGCCAACAUUUCAAGCACCGCGGUGACCUUGAAUCAAGAUGUAAACUCCUAUUUUGAGGGCAUCUACUUGGGUUACGCUGCCGCAGAUGCAAGUUUCAACAUUACUUCAAGCAUCAGCACAUUUGAUGCCUGUGAUCUCAAGGUUACAGGCACACUGCUGACUGUCUGGAAUUGCGAAGAGGAAUUGAGCAGGGUGUACUCUCGACAAGGUCAAACCGUGGAGGAUGAACUGCUGCUGAGCAUGGAAGCUUGCCCCCUUCCAGGCCGGUAUGGUGUUUGGGUGGUGCGCAGGUACAACACCACGGAUUUUGUGAACACUGACACCGGCGAAGCUGAGCUGCGGGGCGAAGUGAUCGCUUGCUUCGAAAAGGACUUCAUCGGAAACGCUUUCAUCGAUGGACUCAACGAAACCACUGUGUGGUUGAAAGACAGCCUCACAAAUGCUCCAAGAUAUGCCUCUGACAAAGUAAGAAACGAUGCAAGCCUGCUGAAGAUUUCAGCUUCACUGACAGCAGAGGCCUGUUCUCUGCCUUUCGAUGAGACAGCUGCCAGUGACACGGCACGAGACCAAGACGAUGCAGAGGAACAACCAUCAGAGCCAGUUUACCUCCUGGGUACUCUGGAGGAUACCGGGCUAUAUAGUUUGAGUGCCUGUGAAUGCUUUGGACGAGAGCAUAGGGAAGUAUUGCCCGUUUCAGAAGCAGCACGCGGCCUCGUGCCUGAUGCUCCUCCUUCCACUUACAACAUCUUCGCGCCGCCUCCCAUUCUGCUCUUUGAAGGUCCAUAUGUCUGCGACGCAGACAGUCACAUUACGUCGGGUCAGUUUCAAGGUCUUGAUGAGGAUGGCUGCAGAGCAAAGUGCUUGUCAAAACCAGACUGCAAUUUCUAUCUCCACACCGCGCAGCUGCGAAUGUGUGAACUGCUGGAGAAAUGUACACGGAUUGGGUUGACGGGGGUUGACGCAACGCACAAGCUCUUUGGUGUGCUGCGGGCAGGUCAACUAGAGACCACGCCGGGCCAGUACUGUGUCAUUGCGGACCCUGAGGAGUGCUGGAUUCGCAGGCUGCGGCGAGAUGUCCUUGAAGGAAGGCUCGGUACCGACUCAUCAGAUCCAAACGCCUGUGCUUUCGCUUCCCUCAUCAGCCAAUGCGAUGUGAUGGAGAUGUCUCGCGCGGAGCGGAUUGGCAACUGUGCCAAGUGUACUUACUUUGGCGCACAGUCUCAGGCAUUCCUGGGAAGGCGUAAGAUUCCUAUUCCAAGAGUGUAUCCACCAGCGAGCCAAGUUUCCAUCGCUUGCAACCAAUGGUCCAGAUUGAUGAGUGU